This is a messenger RNA of Solanum verrucosum, 1692 nucleotides long. Its product is annotated as probable protein phosphatase 2C 24. Gene Ontology annotation, molecular function: cation binding; protein serine/threonine phosphatase activity. Bases 213 to 1445 code for a protein of 410 amino acids. Gene Ontology annotation, cellular component: nucleus; cytosol. The record is from RefSeq and is a predicted model, not a curated record. The transcript has 4 exons. Gene Ontology annotation, biological process: protein dephosphorylation. NCBI's taxonomy places the organism in Eukaryota, Viridiplantae, Streptophyta, Magnoliopsida, Solanales, Solanaceae.
AAAAUGACACCGCGAAAGUGACUUCCUUUAUAUCGGGGUCCUCAUUGUAUCUGCCAUUGAUUUCUACGUUUCUCUUCUCUCUUCCCUCUCUGUUUACUGCACUCAAUUUUUCCGGCAAUGGUUCUGUAAACUGCAUAUUUUUUCUGAGUGGGGACUAAAAAUUAAAGGCCUCUUCAGUUUCUGAAGUUGUCUUGCUUGUUUUAAAAGUGUGAAUGGCAGAGGUCUGUUUUGGAGUUGUAACUGAAACUGAUUCAUCGUCAACGUGUGAAUCAAGUUCACGGGCGGUGAGGAGGAGGAGAAUGGAGCUUCGAAAGAUAAGAGUCAUCGCUGGAGUAACUCAACCCGGAACAGAGAAUGGAAUUAAACGUCCAAAAUUGAAACUUAUUUCCGGUUCUGUUUCAAGGAUUUGUCAUAACGCUGUGGAAAGUUCUAGCACCGACGAUGAUGAAGAGCAACUGAGAUUAGUAGAGACGAAAGGGUCACCGCCAACUAUUAUUUUGACUCCAUUUUUGGGUCCUUCGAAUUCUACUCUCCUUGUUCAAUCAGUGGCUUACCCAAAGUUUGGCUUCGCCUCUGUUUGUGGAAGGAGGAGAGAUAUGGAAGAUGCAGUCGCAAUUCAUCCUUCAUUUUGCCAAAUGGAACAAGGAAACAGUGGAGAAUUGCAUUACUUUGCCGUUUACGAUGGUCACGGCUGCUCUCAUGUGGCGACCAAGUGUAAAGAGAGGUUACACGAGCUGGUGAAGGAGGAGCUGGAGAACAAAGAAGGAGAUCAUGAAGAGUGGGAGCAUUCAAUGAACCGAAGCUUCAAUCGAAUGGACAAAGAAGUGAUUGAAUGGAACAAUAGCGUAACCGGCGCCACAUGCCGGUGCGAACUUCAUACACCGGAAUGUGACGCCGUCGGUUCAACGGCGGUAGUCGCAGUUGUUACGCCGGACAAGAUUAUUGUCGCGAAUUGUGGUGAUUCCAGAGCUAUUCUUUGCCGAAAUGGCAAAGCUAUUCCUCUUUCUAACGAUCAAAAACCGGAUCGUCCGGAUGAACUUAACCGCAUCCAGGAAGCUGGUGGCAGAGUAAUCUACUGGGACGGCCCUCGUGUUUCAGGCGUUUUGGCUAUGUCAAGAGCCAUUGGUGAUAAUUAUUUGAAGCCGUAUGUGAUCUGCGAGCCAGAAGUGACGGUAACUGAUCGCACGGCGGAGGAUGACUGUUUGAUUUUAGCAAGUGACGGAUUAUGGGACGUAGUCUCAAACGACACUGCAUGUGGCGUUGCCGGGAUGUGCCUGAAAAGGAAUGCAUCGCCGGCGUCUAUGCCGGGAAAUGGAGCCGACGGCGAGAUGGAUCCCGACCAAUGUUGCUCUGAUGCAUCGAUGCUUUUGACUAAGCUAGCCCUUGCUAGGCGGAGCUACGACAACGUCAGCGUUGUCGUGGUUGAUCUGAAGCACUACACGUAGAGAGCAUUGAAGCUUUUUUUUCUUUCUUGCAGCCUUUUUUUGCUUUAUGCUUUAACAUUUCAGUGUGUUUAUUUUGGGUGGUGUUCAGUUUUAGAUUAGUUCUUUAGACGGUUGAAAUUGGAAGAAAAUGACUUGGGGAAAAAAAGGGAUUCAACAAAUGAGAGUUUUAGGUUUUGUUAUCCUUGUUCUGCACUGCUUUAAAUUAUCCAAGGGAUUUAGUAUGUACAAAUUAAGACUAUAAUAUCAA